Orussus abietinus is the source of this 6001-nucleotide messenger RNA. RefSeq names its product PWWP domain-containing protein 2A. Bases 1 to 2172 code for a protein of 723 amino acids. The transcript is spliced from 6 exons. The record is from RefSeq and is a predicted model, not a curated record. Gene Ontology annotation, cellular component: nucleus; chromocenter. NCBI's taxonomy places the organism in Eukaryota, Metazoa, Arthropoda, Insecta, Hymenoptera, Orussidae. Gene Ontology annotation, molecular function: chromatin binding.
AUGGCGGACGCGGAGGCCCCGUCCGCGCUGGACCUCGUCCGGGGCGAGAAGAUCCUCGUCACCGUCGACUCGGCCCUGCCGGACAUCAUCGUCGUCUCCUUCGAGCACGGAGCCAAGUCCUUCCAAGGGGCGCUGCUCGAUGCUACCAAAAGGGGCCUCCCCUGCGGCGUGCAGCCUCCGGAGCCGGUCCCCGACCCGGACGGAGACAAGCUGGCGACGAUCGCCUCCAGGUUCAGCUACUUCCAGGAGAAGAGGGUUCCGGCGCCCGCCAAGAUCGACCUGAGGCGCAACAUCAAUCCCCCGGCGCGUUACAAGCACGCCCGACCCACCGUCCGGCUGCGCCCUCGGCAGGUGCUCUGCAGCAAGUGCAGGUCUAUCUGCAACGAGAACAGCGAGAACGUCGACGUGAGCCGCAAGCGGAAGCACGAGCCGGAAGAGCCCGCGGCGCCGACGCGGCGGAGCGACCGCCGCUGCAGCCAGCAGCAGCCUCCGGCCCAGAAGACGCAGAGGAGCCUCUUCUCGGAGAGCCAGUCGGACAACACCUCGGCGGCCUCGAGGAUGCUCAAGUCGCCCCUCGGCCCGGUCGCCGAGCCCACCAAAAUGGCGCCCUCGCUCAUCCCCAAGCUCGCCAGGCUCCAGCCCAACGAGAUCACCAGCGCCCUUCACGGAACAGGCAAGAUGAAGCUCGUCCCUGGGGUGCAGUCCUCGACGUACUGGACGAGAGGCGAAGACGAGGUGGCCAGAAACCCGGAUGAGUCCUUGGAGAGCCCGGUAGAGUCCAUGGAGCUAGGGAGCAACCCCUCGACGGCGUACUGCGCGACCCCGAGGCGACUCAGCAGUUCCUCCGUGGAGAGUGCAAAAGUUCCGGACGAGGGUGAAAAAAGGACCUUAGCCGCCGCGGACUCGACGAUGCGAGUCCGAGGUAACAGGGUGCCAAGGAAGAAGAGGUCGGUGGGGUCCAUGGAGGACCUCUGGGACGAGUCCGUGUUCGAGGACCCCACGAGGACCGCCAGGACGACCCCGGUGAUCAAGAUCUCCUUCGGCGCCCAGGGCGAGGGCACGGUGUUGAAGAUCCCCUCGAAAAUCCAGGACCCCUACGACCAGGAGGCCGAGACCGACCCCGAGGACGUGCUCCAGGAUGUCGAGAAGGACCCGCUGGAGCUGCCGAAAACCUCCGAAAACGAGAGCGACUUCCAGAAGGACGUCGAAGAGGACGGCCUCCAGGAACAGGUUGACCCGCAGAAGCAAGGGGUCAAGGACGCCAGCGCAAAAGCUGCCAAGAGAGCCCUGAAGAAGGCCAAGAAGGAGGCCAGACGAAAGAUGCUCGGCGGCGUUUCUCCGGCCAGGUCGCCCUGCAACGGAUCCCCGAGGUACAACACCACCUACGAUCCGAUGUCCUACCACCGCCGCAAGCACAAAGUCAAGCACAAGAAGAAGCACAAGGAGGAGCGGAAGCACAAGAACCAGCAGCAACAACAACAGCAACAGCUCUGCCAGGAGGAGUGCGGGGCCGCGAGUCAACAGCAGAACUGGAACGUCCUCCCGGGUGGAGACACCUACACGGCCAUCAAGGAGCAAUGCCUCAAGCAGAAGCUCUCGAUCUCCCUGAAGAGGCUCAACACGAACGCCUACGCCAGGUGCGACUACCCCGUCAGCAACGCCUCCUCCGGGUGCAAGUCCCCCGGGGCCAGCAGCGACGAGCUCAGCGAGCAGGAACCCGAGGUCGAUGCCGGAGAAACCGCUCCGGACUUUCCGCCACCGGCGCAUCCUCUCGUCAUGAGACUCGCCGCCACGCCCGUUCCGCACUGUCUCACCGCCAACGGCAGGAGGAUGGACGUCGGCGACGUGGUCUGGGGGAAAAUCCACGGGUUCCCCUGGUGGCCGGGGAAGGUCCUCAGUAUCACGGUGUCCUGCAAGGAGGACGGCUCCUCCGCGGGACCUCAGGCCCACGUGGCGUGGUACGGAUCAUCGACGAGUUCCUUGAUGUCCUGCGAUCAGCUCAGCCCAUUCCUGGAAACCUUCAAGACUCGGUACAACAAGAAGAAGAGAGGCCCUUAUAAGGAGGCGAUCCGGCAGGCGCAGAACGAGGCUCGCAGCCAGAUCACGCCUAACUCGACGAGCAACGUCCUGGAUGUCUGCAGAUCGCCCCGGGAGGUGAACGUUCUCUCCUAAAACGGGACCGAGCAGUCACGCUGGGUCUGGACCCCCUCACUGCCUGUAAUUCGGCCAGGAAUUACGAUUUGUAACAUAGAGACCUGUACAUAACGAAGCGUUAGCGUUAGACACCGAUCGGAUCGGUCGUUCUAAGGCGGCUCGCGGCGCCACUGUCGACUUGGCUACAUUCUACGGUUUUUAAUCGGCUUUAAGGCGAUGCCAAAGUGCCGUUCGAGGGUUCUCGUUUAUGAGUUCUUUUCUGUCUGGAUGCAGCGAAUCGUUAAAAAUGUUACCGCAAGACUGUGGGGCCAUAGGGAAGAUAUAACACUAUGAAAAUUCCUUUUUAUUAAAUUUUUGGGAUGUCAGAGCCUUCCUUAAAACCUUCAUAUUUACGUGGUCGGAUUCCGGACAAUUGGAUACACCCAAUUCGGAGAAAAGUGCCAUAAACGAUCAGAGCCUUCAAAUGCCACUUCCAUGCCACCUUAAUAGCGACGAGAGGGCACGACGCGUUCACCGACGACUCCCCGUCGAGGUUUAAGCUCGAUUUCAAGGUUGAAAUCCGAGGAAACCCUGCGAGGAGGUGGGAGAAUGUAUCUAAAAGACUUCAUGUAUACUUUCUAAGGUCCCGCGAGAAGACUUUAGCAUUUCCGCCCGGAGUCGCGGACCCGGACACGAGGUUCUCAACUAUUCGAGGUCGCUUCUCGUCGGGACAGGGCAUCAUCGGAUAGGUUAUUUCUCGCGCUUGUUGCCCAACGCUGCCUCGAGCUGUUUCGCUUCUUGCCUCGAAUGGAUAAUUUUUAUUGAUGUAGUUAAUUCACCCUAAGAGGCGCCAAACCACGCGACACUGUCCCGAUGAGUAAGAACCUUCAGAGACUGCCCUGUAUAUCCUAAUCCUCGACGAAGCUGCCGAUCACCUCGAUCUCCAUGUUCGAGUCACGCGUUGUACUUCUCAUUUUUAUAUAUAUAUUAAUUAUUAAUUAUUAUAUUAUAUAUUAUCGCGCACUUCACAUUCUGCGAGUCGUUCUGUUAAUUAGUUUUCGCUCUGUUAGUUAUCUUUGGCGAAGGCACCAGCGGCAAAGCUGACGACUGCCACGAGACGGUACUUUUCCGGGCCAAAAUAUUUUUAAAAAUUGGACCCUGCAAACGUUUACGCUUCGUGCCAACACUGCCGAGUUAACCGAUGAACCUAGGAUGUUCAUCGCUGCGAGUUUCUUAUGAAAUUCAUGCUGCCAAUGGUAACGACUAGGAGAAAUGUUAGCGAUUCUUGUUAACGAGAUAGGCCUCACUUUUUUAGAAGCGUAUGAUCCUUGCAUUGCAGCAAGGAUGCUACUUUCAACUUUCUAGGACAACUAAAACAUGGAUUUCUGUUCUCGCUUGGAUCGAGAUCGUUCCGGAUCAAUGUCAGGCGAUCUUGGUUUUUUUUUUCCCCUUUAUUUCUUGCGGAUGAAUGAGUAGAAUGUAUGCCGUCUCGUGGGGUGGUCGAAUCUUUAUCGAGUCUAAUACUCGUAACCGUGACUUACGUUAAGUUACAGUUCUCAAAACCUGUAUAUCGUUACCACGCCGGUCGACAGGUUCGACCUGUUCCAUCGCUUCUGCUCGCCGCACUUCGUCCUCGUUUUCUUCCUUUUUUAUUUCCCUUUUCUCUCGCGAGUCCGCUGCGAAUUUUGUUACCAGACACCGACUCAAGCCGAACAAGAGCGGGACUCGAUCGCGACUGCCAUUUCGCUGGACCCUGUCCAGAGCAUCAUCUUAUUUAUUUUCCGAUCAUGUCCACCGAUACCAGCUAUGCGACAUAGCUCGAAUAAUACUACAAACGAAUCGACGCUUAACGAUUGUUUCCUAAGGAUCCGAAACUGUACACGUAGCGAUAAGUCGCGGCGAUUUAGCCUAUGCCCUCACUCGGCCAGUCGAACGAGUCGACGAAGUACGAACCGUAGUCGUUCCUCGUUCUCUCCAUACUUUCGUUUCGACCAUUUAUCGACGCAAUUCCGUGUCGAGCCCUUAGGUCAAAAUGAAUUAGCGCAAGAGCCUCGUCACCUGCGAGACCUAGUUUUUCAUGUUUUAGCUUCUUCGGCAUUAAAAAAAUCGCGCUUGGGGACCUCGAGAGAAGGGAGGCAGGACCCGUUGCCAUCCCGGUCCUCUCGGAGCCCCUUUUCAGGGCCCGAUUUGCGAUCGAUGUUUCCUUUCGACCGGCUAAUCCAAGUGUCUCGCAUUAAUAACUACGUGAACCAUCAUGCCGACCAUGUUCAGUCAAUCGAACCUCCAUUUUUCUGCAUUUUCCUCCCUCAAUUGCGAAAAUUGUGUUCAACCGUACGCGCAAAAUGGCGGCUCGAUCGGCCGGCUGACCACGCGGCUCGCCCUCGUCGGAAGGAAACGUUUUAAGUAACUGUGAUUUUUUCAAAUGUUUUAUACAUUAUAUAUAUUGAAUAUAUAAAUAUAUAUAUAUAUUAUAUGUAUAUACACAUAGAUAUACCACUCACGUGCGAACAAUGUCAUCACUUGGUUUAUGAACGCGCGGCCUACCUGUACUCUGAGAAGAAAAAAAUUAAUUGAACCAAAGAAAUAUAUUUUUAAUUCAAAGAAUAAAUCAUCUAGCUCAAAUAAGAUGUCAUAACUCCGACGAAACGUCGCAUUCGAUUUUAUUCGAGUCAAGUAAAUAUUCUUUGGAUUAACAAAAUGUAUCUUUGGGACUAUUCGGAUAUUUCUCUGGUUCAAUGAAUUUUUUUUCCGGGUAAGGCGGCCGAAUUGCUGUUUCGCUGUGUUUAUACGAAUCGUAGCUUUUUACUAGACUAACAUAUCCGUAGCUUAGGCGAUCGCGCGAGGGCGGUCUCCGAUUUUUUAAAAAGUUGUUGUUUAGAAUAAUAAGAGGCGAUGCGUAGACGGAGUCGUCGCGUGGAUUCAGCCUAAACCGAACGGUCCCCGCGCACACCUCGGGAAGCGGCGAACGGAUCUUCUGUUUUUCCUUUUCCAUUUCCCUCUUUUUUUCCCGCGAGAGAUGCUAACAGCGAAAAAUGGCGAUAACGCAAAAUUUGUCCCCGGCUUUGUUUCGCCACCUGGAAAAUGCUAGCUCUCGUCGUUGUCCCGGCUUUUCGAGCCGAGUCGUUGUUCCUCGUUGCUUCGUUGUUGCAUUUCCUACUUUUUUUUUUUUUUCUUUCCUAGCGGCCGCCGGUUCCCCGGGAACCGCCGGAACGAUAUCGAGAGAGAAUCGGAAGAGCUCUUUUGGUCCGAUCGAAAAAUUCCUAAUCUGUCUUCUCUUCGAAGCCGAAAGGGAUAAACGCUAAUGGACAAGAUAUCCCUUUUAAUUAUGACCCCGAAGAGUGACUUGCGAGUCGGAUCUCUUAGGAGAGAAUAAAAUUAUGAAAUCUAGAAAUGUUGGGUAUUGUGCACGAGUGGUGCGACAAGAGUGUCAUGUCUAUUGAUUUUUGCCGUCAUUCCAUCGACCGGUCUACUGGGUACCGAGAAGAGUGCACUCGAAGAGACAGUUAAAUGAAUCGCGGCGGGUUGGAAUACGUUUCGCGCCACUUUUGACGAAUUCAUCCGCUUCUCCUUGGUUCCCUCAAAACCGCCUAAUAAAUCCGCAAAAUUUGGCCAGGAAUCUUGCGGAACGCCCCGAUACUCCGGGGCACUUUCCUCAAUCCCGGUAUCUACGGAUCGAUAACAGUCUUCCAUUUAGAGAAAUUUCGUUCCGUCGUCGUAGGGAGGGAAACGCGAGUAAAAGGAAAUGACCGAUUGAAAUUCGGUACCGAUUACGUACACCCCACUCCCGAAACACGACGACCCUUCAGAGGGGCAACAAACGAACAAACAAUAAGGUUCUUAUCUAGUGAAUAAAGCAGCAUAAAAGUGA